Messenger RNA from Phytophthora infestans T30-4, 222 nucleotides. RefSeq lists its product as uncharacterized. Lineage: Eukaryota; Oomycota; Peronosporomycetes; Peronosporales; Peronosporaceae. The transcript has 3 exons. The record is from RefSeq and is a predicted model, not a curated record. Bases 1 to 222 code for a protein of 73 amino acids.
AUGACGGACGGUGUUCUUACUCAAAGGUUCUUGUCCAAUGACUUUCCGCUGCAGUUGUUCGAUAUUGAAAUCACGGACAUCCGUGAGCCUCCUCGCAAUGUAUCUCAACCAUCCUCGACUCUCACAACAAUCUACAUGUAUGAUACAGACAAGGCCUACUUCUGGCCGUGGAAUGGACGACGACUGGCGCGAAGAUGGCAGCUUACGGGGAUUGAACGCUAG